Messenger RNA from Amborella trichopoda, 1033 nucleotides. RefSeq lists its product as uncharacterized. The record is from RefSeq and is a predicted model, not a curated record. NCBI's taxonomy places the organism in Eukaryota, Viridiplantae, Streptophyta, Magnoliopsida, Amborellales, Amborellaceae.
CAUUUCUCUCCAACAAGUAACGCGGGGAUCGACUACCAAAAGCUUGUUCUUCAAUGGCGCCUCGCGCCUCUUCCUCGUCAUCCCAAUGCUCUUUUUCUUCGUCUGAAAGUUACUCAUCUGAUCAUGGAGGUCGACGCCGUCGACUAAGGGUCAAAGAAUCGCACAGAAUUCGCAAGAAGAGGAGAUGUCACACCAGCAAGCGCAGGCGAAGAAGCCCUUCUAGUGAUUCCUCUUCAUCUCAAGAAAUUUACAGGAGUGACCAUUCGUCCGAUGGCAAGCAUGAAGAAAUGGACCGUUCGAGGAAACACAAGCAUGAUGACAAACGAAAAAAGAUCAAGGACAAGGAAAGAGCCUCAACUCACAGGCACAAAAGCCACAAACACAAGCCGAAAGAGAAGCAGCAGAGAGAGCGGAGUAGCAGCCCGAUACAGCUUUCAAAGUUCCUUGGUCGUGAUAAAGAAGAUGAUGUACGCCGUAGUGCUGUCUCUGGUAAAAAGAUUUUGUUAAAACUUGACAAGUCGAAGGAAGACAAAUUGGCAGAAAACAACAGAAACAAAUUGCUCAAGUUCUUGAAUGCUAGCUAUGAUUGAACAUGAGAGUGAUUGAAUUCCUUCAGAGUGUCCACUGAAGGCAUCGGAUUUAUGGUUAAUUAAUUGAUUUGAAGAAUCUUCAAGUAUCCCGGUUCUUCAUUCCCUCACUGAAGCCCCGAACAUGAUCUUGUUCAGAAGUUGGGGCUGAUGUAAUAUGGUAACCCUAUCAAGAGGCUUGGUAUUGGGUUUCUCUUGUAGUUUUAGUCCUUAAAAAUCAUACGAGUAACUUGAUACUACUGGUCCUGGUGUUUAAGAAGGUUGUAUAAGUUGCUAUUUUUAAGUUCUUGGCAGAUUCGUUCCUCAGUGUUCAUAUCUUAUAUUUUGUUGGCCAAUUAUCAUUUUACAGGAUGAAAAUCAAGUAUAGAAUCUUGAAACUCAUAGAUUGUAAGAACCAAGACGCAUUCUAGAUAUUAUAAAAUUACAACUUUCUUGUGUUGAUGACA